Messenger RNA from Diversispora eburnea, 183 nucleotides. The record is from the annotation of a GenBank genome assembly. NCBI's taxonomy places the organism in Eukaryota, Fungi, Glomeromycota, Glomeromycetes, Diversisporales, Diversisporaceae.
AUGCAAAUUCCAAAACCUCAACUUGGCAAAAGUCAAUAUGCAACUAGUGUAUCAUCAAAACAAUGUGUUUCAACUAGCAAAGAUUUAAUUACAGACAAUAGAAAUUGGUUAACAGGUAAAACAGUAAGAGCUUGCAUGUGUUUAAGAUCAUGGUGGAUUGGUCCAUUGCAAAAUGAAUUAUAA